This is a messenger RNA of Ixodes scapularis (black-legged tick), 1180 nucleotides long. Its product is annotated as glutathione S-transferase omega-1. Lineage: Eukaryota; Metazoa; Arthropoda; Arachnida; Ixodida; Ixodidae. The coding region runs from base 187 to 903 and encodes 238 amino acids. The transcript has 5 exons. Gene Ontology annotation, cellular component: cytoplasm. The record is from RefSeq and is a predicted model, not a curated record. Gene Ontology annotation, biological process: glutathione metabolic process. Gene Ontology annotation, molecular function: glutathione transferase activity; glutathione dehydrogenase (ascorbate) activity.
ACAACACCCCUCUCGGACGCACCCGGCGCGUUCGCACACUUCGCGGCAGUCGUCGGCGUUCGUGUGGUUGUUCGGUGUUUGUCAGCUCGCCGUGCCGCAGAAAACUCGCAUUUCGGAUUAGUGCUGACAGUUCCUCGACAUCUCAUCAUCAGGCUGAACCAGUUACGUAACCUUUUCAGGAGAACAAUGACGCUCAAGGCUUACAGAGCUGGAAUGGAAUGCCCGCCCUUGGUGGCCGGGAAACUUCGAAUCUACAGCAUGCGGUUCUGCCCGUUCUGCCACAGAUCUCUUCUUGUACUCCAGGCGAAAAAUAUUCCGCAUGAAAUCAUUAACCUAGACUUGAAGAACAAGCCGGAGUGGCACUUCAAGCUAAAUCCAGCUGGGAAAGUGCCAAUUCUCCAGCAGGAUGAUAAGAUCCUGUAUGAAUCUCUGGUUGUGUCCGAGUAUUUGGAUGAGGCCUACGGCAAAACAAGGUUGAUAUCUACCGAUCCUUACAUCAAGGCUAAGGACAAGCUAUUUGUGGAAGCAGCUACAGCGGCUGUGAUGCCGAUGCUGAAGAUUCAUCAUAAUAAAGACAGUAAGGAUGAGCUCUGGGCCGAGUUUCGAGGAAAACUUAACUUGUUCGAAGAUGAACUGAAGGAACGAAAGAGCCCAUUCUUCUCAGGAAACCAGCCUGGCUUCGUUGACUACAUGAUCUGGCCAUUUUUCCCAAAGGCUUCGACUUUCAGCAUUAUUUUCCCAGAGCUGAAGUUUCCAACGUCUCGGGAAUUCCCACUUCUCGUACAGUGGAUGGAAGCCAUGAAGAAAGACGGUGCGGUCAUGGCGCUUAAACUCGAGGACCACCUGGUUGAUUAUACAAGGGGCGUCCUGGAGGGAAACACCGACUAUGACGUUGGUCUCUAAAUCUGGAAACUCCCUGCACCAACUCCCAACUGACGACAGUGCUUUUGGAAGGGUCCUGGAGACUGUUUUAUUUGUACACGGCCUUUAAAGAAUUAACGUGAAUUGAUAGCAGUGUCCUACUAAUAGGAUGUGUGCCUUUAUAAUCUUGCAUUAAUAUAACGCGGAGGUAUGCAUCUAAUUCUGACACCUUUGUGCAAACUUCGGCUUUUUUGUAUUGAUCCGAGCGCAGCGAAGAGCUCGUUUUUCUAUAUAAAAUAAAGUUUAUACACCCCUGCAA